UCCGUUGAUAAUUUUUACAAGCUACGAGGUGUGUGUGUGUGUGUGCUAUGCCGAGGGGCUAACUUUAGCUGAGAUGGAGAUAGUAAUGAUGUACAUGGCUUCUUCCAUUGUUGCACUUCUUCCCCAGAAUGAAAUCUCCAAGAUGAGCUUGGAACAAGUUAGGGGGCAUAUCAUCCGGACAUUCCCCUCGGACUCUGGUCAAUUCAGCCCGGAGUAUUUCGAUCCAAAUUUCAAUUAUUCCCAGUAAUCGUAAAUGUGCCAUUGCCCGAUAACAAUAACUUCGUCAAGUUCACGCGUAGGUAGGGCAAAGCCUUUUCCCUCUCCUAAUAACACUUAGUGUAUCGAUUGCUGGAUACCUGCCUAGACCUACGACACGGAACAGAAAUCUUGAAAGAACAAACACUUAUCACUCGCCAUGCACCAGCCGCUCUACCGCCAUCUGCGCCUCAGCGAGCACGUAGCAGACGCCGACGACCAUCCAGCUCCCCAGUCGCAAGACGACGAUGCCCUCCAUCUACCCGCAGAAACCGACGUCGGCGUCCUAGAUAUCCUCCCCCUCGAGCUGCUCCAAGACGUCGUCUCCCACCUCGACCUGCGCUCCCUCACCAGCUUCCGCAGCGUCAACAGGCGCGCCACCGAGAUAGCGCUCUCGCUCCGCGAAUACCGCGCCAUCACCACGCACUACCAGAGCUCGCUGUGCGUCAUGCUCGCCGUCGACACCAGCCGGCGCAUCACCUGCCGCACCCUCUACGCCGCGCUCAGGACGUCGACGUGCAAGCGCUGUGGCGACGAAGGCGGAUACCUGUUCACGUCUACCUGCGAGCGCCUCUGCACGCACUGUCUGUCCGAGGCCAGUGUCUCUUCGCUCUUCUUCUCCUCCUCGUCGGGCCCGGCUUCACGGCUCAUUGAGCCCGUUUGAGCCCGAUAUGUAUGUCUCGGAAAACGGAUGGGGGGGGGGGGGGGCGGUUGGAGGUGGAUGUGGAGGUGGAAAGGGGGGGGUAGCACGAGGAUGGAUCCAGGCCGCCCUUUCACACGCCACUUUCGAAAGCCUGCCUAUGUUUGCGGCGUUCUUUUGGCUGAAUAAGAUAUCGCGGGGGCAAUGGUGGAACGUUCACGGCACUGGGGGCGGGAAGACUAAGCUAUAGGUUAGGUGCUUACUGGGAAGUCAAAUAAAUUGCGGUAACUUGUAUCAUAUCUCUGAGUUUAAUGCAUAUGCCCAUUAAGCAUAUAAUCAAACAGCCCUAGAUUGAAUUGCAUCAUUGAAAACAUUGGGCAGUGUCAAAGGAUAGGAGGACUGGAUGAAAAAGGGGUUGUCUUGGCAGUUUAGUUCAACGUCGAAGUCAACUUGAUUACUUAGUAUGUAGGUACAGUAGCAAAAGCCACCACCUAAUCAUAUC
Molecule: messenger RNA, 1397 nt
Organism: Hypoxylon fragiforme
Lineage: Eukaryota; Fungi; Ascomycota; Sordariomycetes; Xylariales; Hypoxylaceae
Exons: 2
Coding region: 416-919 (167 amino acids)
Molecular function (GO): protein binding
Source: RefSeq, a predicted model, not a curated record